CACAAUCCAGUAUGGCGGAAUCCGUGUGCGAGUGGAUCUGUCGCGGGCGCGCUCUCCAACGGGAAUAAAGUCCGGUGCGGUGCGUCCGAGCGCUGUGAAGCUGCGGAGAGUUCAAGCCGGUGAGAAGAAACCAACACGUUGGCUGGAUUACGGCCAUCAGGGCCUGUGAACAUCUGAGAGUCUACUUUCUUGGUCUCUCCACUAAUCUUUCCAAUCAGCAGUGGAUGGUGAGCGGCCAGCGAGACCCAGAGGAGCUGUGAGGUUCAACUCACGUCCUCACUCCUUUUGUGAUUGGGCUACUUCUCUUCUCUACUUUCUUCAGAGCUGUCAACGCAAUGACGUCUCGCAGUCGGCCAGAUGGACUUCCCAGUAAAGAACAGCCACUGGAACUUCUGAAGUCAUCUGGAGUCAACCACAUUCCUGCUGUUGAUGUAAGUGCCACACUGCCACAGCACGUCCCCUCGUCUGCCGUCCCCAUGGAUCUGCGUGUGGACCAUCAGUUGGCCCUGGCGCCCACAGAGCCGUCCCACCACGAGCAACAGCUCCAGCAGGAACUGCUGGCCCUCAAGCAGAAACAGCAGAUACAGCGGCAGCUGCUCAUCGCCGAGUUUCAGCGGCAGCACGAGCAGCUCUCACGCCAGCACGAGGUUCAGCUGCAGGAGCAUGUCAAGCAUCAGCAGGACCUCCUGGCCCUGAAACAUCAGCAGGAGCUGUUGGAGCACCAGAGGAAGAUGGAGAGACAUCGUCAGGAGCAAGAGAUGGAGAAACAGCAACGGGAGCAAAAGCUUCAGUUACUGAAGAACAAAGAACGCGGCCAAGAGAGUGCAGUGGCGAGUACAGAGGUGAAGAUGAGGUUACAGGAGUUUGUCCUGAAUAAGAAGAAAGCUCUGGCACAGAGGAGCCUGAACCACUGCCGGCCCAGUGACCCGCGCUACUGGUAUGGGAAAACUCAACACAGCUCCCUAGACCAGAGCUCGCCACCUCAAACAGGGAUAUCCACUUACAACCACCCGGUGCUGGGAAUGUACGACACCAAAGAUGACUUCCCGCUCCGCAAGACAGCUUCUGAGCCUAACUUGAAGCUUCGAUCCAGACUGAAACAGAAAGUGACAGAACGCAGAAGUAGCCCGCUGCUGCGGAGAAAGGACGGGCCUAUCACCACUGCUAAGAAACGCUCACUUGACCUGGCAGAAUCUGCAUGCAACAGUGCUCCUGGUUCUGGUCCAAGUUCACCCAACAACAGUUCAAACAACAUCACCAAUGAGAACGGCAUCACUGGAUCCAUCUCCAACAGUACAGUGGAGACAUCUUUGGCACACAGACUGGCGGGCAGAGAGGGUCCUGUUAGCCAGCUGUCUCUCUACACAUCACCAUCCCUUCCCAACAUCACUCUGGGCCUGCCAGCCACAGGCCCUUCCAGCGUGGCAUCUGGCCAGCCGGAUGGUGACAGGUUGGCAAUGCCAGGCUUGCAGCCAGGAAUGCCCAUAACCACUCCUUUCCUGCCAGGUGCCCACCUGCCUUCUUACCUGGCGGCAUCUACCUUAGAGCGAGACGCCAGCUCUGCACACAACACUUAUCUUCAGCAUAUGGUGCUUCUGGAGCAGAACUCCCUUGUCACGGGCCUAGGGGGCGUGGGCCUGCAGUCGCAUCCCAUCCACAAGCUUCGACAGCAUCGGCCCCUGGGUCGCACGCAGUCGGCCCCUCUGCCCCAAAACGCCCAGGCCCUGCAGCAGCUGGUGGUUCAACAGCAACAUCAGCAGUUCCUCGAGAAACACAAGCAACAGUUCCAGCAGCAGCAACUUCACAUCAGCAAGAUGAUGGCUAAGCCGAGCGAGCCGAGCCGACAGCACGAGAGUCACCCGGAGGAGACCGAGGAGGAACUAAGGGAACAUCAAGGUCUGUGCGACUCCACCGAGAGUCUUCCUCAUGGGGUCACCAUCAAACAGGAACCCCCGGACGAACAGGGUGAAGAGUUCCAGCAGAGAGAUAGACAAGCUGAAGAAGAGAUGCUCUUUAGGCAGCAAGCUCUCUUGUUGGAGCAACAGAGGAUUCAUCAGUUGAGGAAUUAUCAGGCAUCUAUGGAGGCGGCCGGUCUGUCCGUGACGUUUCCAGGGCAUCGGCCUCUGUCCAGAGCACAAUCCUCUCCAGCCUCAGCAACCUUUCCCAUCGUGGUGCAGGAACCGCCUGUCAAACCACGCUUUACCACCGGUCUGGUGUACGACACGCUGAUGCAGAAGCACCAGUGCAUGUGUGGAAACAGUAACAUACACCCCGAACACGCCGGUCGCAUCCAGAGCAUCUGGUCACGCCUGCAGGAGACGGGACUGCGCGGUCAGUGUGAGUGUAUUCGAGGCAGAAAAGCCACUUUGGAGGAGUUGCAGACGGUGCACACCGAGGCUCAUGUGCUGCUGUACGGCACAAACCCGCUCAGACAGAAACUGGACAGCUCGGUGACACCCAUGUUCGUGAGACUGCCAUGCGGCGGAAUCGGGGUUGAUAGUGACACUAUCUGGAAUGAAGUACACUCCUCCAGCGCUGCUCGUCUGGCCGUGGGCUCUGUGGUCGAUCUGGUCUUUAAGGUGGCAUCGGGAGAGCUGAGGAAUGGCUUUGCUGUGGUACGACCUCCAGGACACCACGCUGAGGAAAGCACUCCAAUGGGAUUUUGCUACUUCAACUCAGUGGCCAUUGCAGCUAAACUCCUGCAGCAGAGACUCAACGUCAGUAAGGUUCUCAUUGUAGACUGGGAUGUUCACCAUGGCAAUGGGACUCAGCAGGCUUUCUACAGCGACCCAAAUGUCCUGUAUGUGUCUCUGCAUCGCUACGAUGAUGGGAACUUCUUUCCCGGAAGUGGAGCCCCGGAUGAGGUGGGCACCGGUCCAGGUGUGGGGUUUAAUGUGAACAUGGCUUUCACUGGAGGGCUGGAGCCACCCAUGGGGGACGCCGAAUAUCUGGCAGCAUUCAGGACGGUGGUGAUGCCAAUAGCCAACGAGUUUGCUCCAGACGUGGUGCUGGUUUCUUCAGGCUUUGACGCUGUGGAGGGGCAUCCGCCACCGCUCGGAGGAUACACACUAACGGCCAAAUGUCUUGGCUACCUGACCAGGCAGCUGAUGGGACUGGCCGGCGGUCGGGUGGUACUUGCCCUGGAGGGGGGUCACGACCUCACCGCUAUUUGUGAUGCCUCUGAAGCAUGUGUUUCUGCUUUGCUUGGAAACGAGCUGGACCCUCUCCCAGAAGAAGUCCUACAGCAGAGGCCGAACUCCAACGCUGUUCAGUCCAUGGAGAAAGUUCUGGAAGUUCACGGUAAAUACUGGCGCUCACUGCAGCGGUCGGCCUCCACGCUGGGCUACUCGUUGCUGGAGGCGCAGCGUUGUGAAAGCGAUGAGGCGGAGACCGUGACCGCUAUGGCCUCCCUGUCCGUGGCCAACAAGCACAUGGGGAAGAGGACAGAGGAGGAGCCUAUGGAAGAGGAACCUCCAUUGUAGAAGGUCCGCUGAACUUCCUUGGCGACUCUUUUGGCUCGGAGCCUCUCCGGGGCAUCUGACCUCACUCUGCUCUCUCCAUCCGUUUCAUUUAUUGCCUCGGCUCUGCCGGGCACGACGUGUGCACUUUGAGCACCGGAACCGAAACGGUCUGAAGAACUCUCCAUAACAACCAGAGUGCAACAGUACAAAAACCAUCUCAGCUGGGUCUCUGUAUGUGCCAGUGUCCAGGACGCUGUUCCCAGUCUGUCCACAAGGGGCACUUUUGAGCAGAACAAAGACUCACGUUCCAUUGUUAGAUGUGAGAGCUGGUGCUUUCAACAAAAACUUUUCCUUUUCUUCAUUUUCCAGAGCCACUAAAUAGCCCACGUGACUGAUUUUGGCUGUGGGCCUCAUUACGGCCGCAUCCUUUUGUCGUUUAAUUUUUUUUACGUUGUUUUUGUCGAUAAAAUAAUGACAUUCAUUCCAUUUGUCAUCCAAGUUACUGCUAGGCGCUUCUGACGAUAAUGACUAUUGACCCCGGAGGGCGGAGAAUGAGAUCUGAGAUUGAGAAAGAGCGAAGAAUUCUGGGAAACCCCCACACACAGAGCCAUGAGAGCGACGAUGCGAGUUUGUGCCUUUUUCGAAAGAGUUUUCGUGAUGGAUCGAGAAGAACAUUGCCUUAAACUAGUUACAGGAGGGAAGACGUCCCACCACCCCGUUUUAUUGUUUAAGGGGUGGGGACGCUUGAGGGUCAAAGGCUGGCCUGAAGAUUCGAGAAACCCUCCGCAUGUUUACCAGGAACUCCCCGCAGACAUCUUCAAGUUUCACGCACGCUAUAAACCUUUUCACCGUUUUACGUUGAUUCAUUUUACUGUGCUUGUGUCGGACAUUACAUAACUUGAACUCGUGUCACUGACAAAUGAACUUCUAAGGUAGUUGCCGACUUCUCCAGUGCUUUAGAAGGCAAGCCAAUGUAGCGUCUUGUUCAACUUCAAUGACCAAAUACGCACCUCAAGUUCCUCAAAGGGUUGACCAGCAUGCACCGUUUCAGAACAGCUUUCCAUCUGCCAAGUUUCACUUUAAAUCUUAUAUGUAGAUUAACAGCAGCAACUACAAAAAAAGAAAAACUUCAAAUAUUCGAGAGCAUGAGUUUACUGUUAACCCCAGCAGUUUUUCGCCACUAGCUGCAUUCACACAUGAUAGGGCUCUAAUGACAAAUUUGUGGUUUAAAAGAAAUCACUUUCUAUUUUUUCUCGUCUCAACACAUUGUACUUUUAUAGCUACGAAUGUCUCGAUUUCUUUACAGUUAAUCAAGGGCACUAGCUUAUCACCAACGUUAUUCUACUCGGCAAUUUUAUCGACACCUUUGAACCAAGAGCAAAAGGGCUGGUUAACGAUUUUAAAUGUACCACUGAGCCUUUAGAUGUGCCACCUGGUGUGAUUUAGUGCUGGUGUAAAGCGUCACAUUGCCUGCCGUCCGCCCUGAGCUAAGGCAACGAUGCGAAGGGCUUUCACUAGGGGCAGGUGCUACAGAACAUGUGCUUGUCACAUGACACAAUCCAGGAAGUAGCGGGACCACCAGCUUCCACUCAGAAAACAUUCGUAAACACCUCUGAGACAACUGUGAUACUCGGACAAUCUGCAUGGGACUUUGUAGUUUAGGAGCCGUGCCCUUUCAGUUAAAGGGCCGGCGUACCGAUGCUUCUCAACAGCACAUAGAAGUGUGUGUGUGUGUGUAUAUAUUUAUAUAUACGCAAUUAUGCAUGCUCACGGUAAAACAUUUGGCUUGACUUUGAUUGUACAUUUAAUUUUUUGGGAUUCUGGACUGAUUCAGAGGUAAUGAUUUGUUUGACAACCCUUCUGCUUGGGCUCACGCGACUACCUUUGGCAUUCUUUAACUGUGUAUCAUGUAGGUUGAAUUAGGAAAGAUUUGACUCACUGUUGCCAUUGUUCUUUGACUUUAUUUUAUAUGCGCCUGUCACUCAUGACUACUCCACUUUUUGACCCAUUUCCUGUAUUCCUUAUUGUGUUUUGUCUUGUUUUUGUACUUUUGAAUUUUCUUUGUUGGCCUUUUUAUAGUUGACAAUGUGUUUAACAUGCUUAAAAACAUGCUUAAUUUCUCAUUUCUUGGAGAGAAACAACAGGCUUUCCGGACAUUCUUGGGGUCUGUUUUUUUAUUGUCAUUUUGUUUAUUUUGUUGUUUUUUUUAUGCGGUGGGAGGGAGAUGGUUUUACUUUGUAUAUCGAUUCCAACAAUUGUGUAUUUACUACGUUCUGUUCAUAGUAGAUUUAUAUGACAAAGAUCUAUAGAUAUAUUAUAUAUGAUAAAGUUUGCAGACUCGAAUGAGAAAUUAGUAUUGCAAAGUAUCAGUAUAUGUGGUCUGGCUUUGCCCAUUACUGGUUUCACUAUAGGCACUGUUUAAAGCUGCCGUUGGUUUCAUUCAUUUACAGUCGCAUUAGUUUAGAGACUCGUCAUGACUUCACUCUUUUUUCUGACACGCUUUAUAAAUUCCUGUACAAAAAAAGACCCCGAUAAAGACUCUUACGGCCUGUAAAUUUUACUGGUAAACGUUGAUUUUGUUGGAGCAAGUAGAUACUGACAUCACAACUAGGAUAAACCUUUAAAUUGAUGUUAUUUUUGUGCUUUUAAGACACUUUAAGUAGGUUUGAAUUAGAAGUAAGGUGGAUCUCACAAAACCAGCCGAGAUGUUUCGGUCACAUUUCACCCUGCAAUUCAAAAAAUCAAAAUAUUUGAUUUAUUCAUAUAUAAAAAUGAAUAAAUAAAUUCAAAUAAAUAAAUAUUGUUGUAGUCCAGAAGCAGUUAAAAGAUACAAAUUUAUGGUUAAUAUUUAACUCAUUUCCCGCCAGCCUUUUUUUAAGUUGCCCGGCUGCAUUAUUUGUGAUUUUCACAAGUUUCACAAAAUGCCUUUUAAGAAAAUUUUCUUCUAAAAAUAUAUAAACAUAAAAUUGAAACUUAAAUUAAACCAAAAAUAUUUGUUAAAACAUAAAAAAGUUAAUUAAAAUAAAUAAAUAAUUUUUAUAUUUCAGAAGGGGUAAGACGAUACAAAAUUAUGGUUAAUAUUUAAGUGAACCUUUACAGGAAAGGCUGCAAAUCAAAAAAUAAAAAGAUUUGAAACUUAAAUAACAUCAAAAAUAUUUUUAAAACAUGUAUAAAUUAAUUAAAAUAAAUAAAUAUUGUUGUAGUCCAGAAGCGGUUAAAAGAUACAAAAUUAUGGUUAAUAUUUAACUCAUUUCCCGCCAGCAUUUUUUUUUUAAAGUUGCCCGGCUGCAUUAUUUGUGAUUUUCACAAGUUUCACAAAAUGCCUUUUAAGAAAAUUUUCUUCUAAAAAUAUAUAAACAUACAAAUUUAUUAAAUGAAAGAACAGACCCUCUGCUUUCAAAUAAACAAACAAACAAAACGGGAAAUUUUUUUCAUCCUAUCUAUAGUUUUUCUUUGCUAAUAAACUCUUAAAUAUGGGUUUUUUCUAGCAAAAAUCUGAAAUAAUUGCAUUUUUGUGAAGGAAUUUAGUUAAAGAAUCAGAACAAUUAUAAAAACAUACAUAGAGUUUAAAAUUAAUAAAUAUUUUUUGCUUAAAUUUUUUUUAUACAUUAGGGACGUGCGCCAUCUAGUGGAUAAUCACAAUAUUACAGAUAACCAUAAAAACUCACCAGGAACAAGUUUUUCAUGCAAAUGUGUUUUCUUAAUUGACGAGAUAACUCGUCAAUGGCGGGGAAAGAGUUAAGUGAACAUUUACCAAAGGUAAAAUAAAUUAUCCAGUAACUUUACAAUAAUAAGAGUUUGCCGUUUGUCUAAUCAUCGUGGAAAGUUACAAAUAUUGUUUUAUUUUUUAUGCUUUUUUAUUUUAGGUUGAAACGUGACAUGGAUGUGGUUCUGUGAGAUUUUAACCUAAUGAUGUCAGUGUUUACUCUGUGAACUCUUUUGAUUGUUUAAAUCAGUCUUACUCCUUUAAGGCAUCAUCUCUUUUUGGGCCUUUUGAAGUAUCAUGUCCACUACGUCCGACAAAUCUCUACAAAAUUACUUUUUUAAAAGUACAGACACUGACAAAAAUAUCAUUUACUAGUGUAAAACUAAACUUGAUGUUAGUUUUUUGCUUUUAUACGGAGCCCCUAAGGGGACAUGGAGCAAAAAUAAAAUUAAGUUUAGUUUCACGUGAGCGCGCGAAACUAAACUUAAAAAAAAAAAUCUGCACAUGAAGGUUUCGCGUGAGCACAUGAAUCUAAACUUUGGAUUUUUUUACUCCAAUGUCACCUUAGGGGCUCGGCACUUUUAAGACUAAGUAGGUUUGAAUUAGAAGUAAGGUGGAUCUCACGAAACCAGCCGAGAAGAUGUUUGGGUCACAUUUCACCCUGCAAAUAAAAAAUUGAAACUUAAAUUAAACCAAAAAUAUUUGUUAAAACAUAAAAAAGUUAAUUAAAAUAAACAAAUAAUUUUGUAUUUCAGAAGGGGUAAGACGAUACAAAAUUAUGGUUAAUAUUUAAGUGAACCUUUACAGGAAAGGAAAACUAAAUUAUCCACUAACUUUCCAAUAAUAAGAGUUUGCCAUUUGUGAGUUGUUGUGAAAGCUCCCAAAUAUUGUUCAUCACAAACACAGUUUAUUUUUUAUGCUUUUUUAUUUUAGGGUGAAAUGUGACAUGGAUGUGUUUUUGUGAGAUUUUGACCUGAUGAUGUCAGUGUUUACUCUGUGAACUCUUUUGUUUGUAAAAUCUGUCUUACAUUAUCUAUUUUGGGCUCGACAAAUCUCUACUGAAUUACUUUUCGAAAAGUACAGACACUGACAUUGGAUGAAAUCAUCUCGGACAUGUAAAGCAACAUUCCCAAAGAGCUUUGUAAUAAGAGCACUAACACUAAAGUCAGCCCAUCUAUACAAUCUUACAGGAUCAUUACAGUUCCUCAUUUUUGUAUAAAAAAGCAUUCCAUUAGUUUCCUUAUUUUUUUAACCUUUGACAUUACGUCAUUCCUGCCAAUUUACCACGAUGCCUGGCCUGAGCGUUGUUUAUUUGCAGGUCAGAGUUUAUUUCAUCGUCUUUCCGUCACAGCUGUAGAUUUCUGCAUGGUUUGUGCGUCAGCAUGCCCGUCUGUCCUGUAACAUAUUUGCACAGAGGAGGAACACAGGAGGUUUGAUGCUUUUACAAUAUAUCGAUGGACACGAGAUGGAAGUUGUUAUUUUUCCUUCUCGUUUUCUGGUCAGUACGCAGAUGGAACGAUGCUCUGUUUCCUACAGAUGUGCUUUUUACUUGUUUCAAAAAAACGAACGAAAGACUUUUGAAUAUUUUACAAGAAGUUAUCUAGCACUUGUGACAUACAGACUAUAGACUUUAUUGUAUUUAUGUAGAGCCUUGUUUUAGGUGAACUGCACACUACACCACACGUUAGAUUGCCUGUGUGACGACUUCUUGCUUUAUGAUUUGUUUUUCUAGUUUUCCUCUGGAUGUAUUUUUGGGGCUAGAGGAGGACUAGGAAAAGAUGAGGGUUGUUCCUUUACGUCUGGAAUCAUCAAAGGGCUUUUCCAGAUGCGUGACGGAUGUAUCUUAAGUUUGUCAGAAAGAUAAAAACACACUUAUCAGCCAGUAAUACCUGUGACCACUGUGGCUCGAGAACACUCUAGGUUUACAAAAUGUAAGAAAUGCAUAUUAUUUUUGUCACUUUGUUUUUUUUUUUUCAUUGUUACAAUAGAAAUUUUCUUGGGACCUUUGCUCUAACGUCUGUCUUUGACAUCAAUUAUAAAGUACCUUGUUUUUGAAUACCACAA
Paramisgurnus dabryanus is the source of this 9231-nucleotide messenger RNA. It is a transcript of the gene hdac4, whose product is annotated as histone deacetylase 4. NCBI's taxonomy places the organism in Eukaryota, Metazoa, Chordata, Actinopteri, Cypriniformes, Cobitidae. Gene Ontology annotation, biological process: negative regulation of transcription by RNA polymerase II. The record is from RefSeq and is a predicted model, not a curated record. Gene Ontology annotation, molecular function: histone deacetylase activity.